CAGCAGGGAAAUUUAACCUCCGGCUAGUCAAUAUCGGGAAGGACUGGAAAAUUAAAAAGGGAUUUUCAGAGGAAAUUAAAAUGAGUCACAUCAUUCCCGAUAGUGAUGAAGCGUUAGAUAGUGAAGAAGAUAUAUUUAUGGAUCAGGAUUUCGUUGGUGAUGUAAUAUCGGAAGAAAAUGGGAAUGAAAUAUAUUCUAAUGAAGCAACAGCCGGAUCAACUCAAACUCCGCAGAAGAGAAAAGGUUACAAUGGGUUAAAUAAUGAAAAUCUUCCAUCACAUAUUUUGGCAAAACCCCAAAAGGCCAAAAAUGAGACGCUACCAGCAACUUCAAUAGAAAAAUAUAAAAAGAUUCACGAAGUUUUUAAGGUGUGAAUGAAAGAAAAAAACGUAACCCGAGUGUCAGAAACUCUGUUGCUUGCCUAUUCCAUGGAAUUAUCAGAGAGAUAUGCUCCGAGCACUCUGCGGGCUACGUAUUCGAUGUUAAAAUCGACGUUGAGGAUAUAUGAUAACCUCGACAUUUAUCCCUUCACACAAUUGCUGGCGUUUCUCAAGCAGAGGGGCAAGAAACAUAAAAAAAAAAAGUCAAAGGAUUUGACUGAACGACAGGUUCACCAGUUUCUCACUUUUGCACCGGAUGAUAAAUGGUUAGCCGUCAAGGUCGCAUUGAUAUUUGGGAUAAAUGGUGCCUGCCGACGCCAAGAAUUACACGAUAUGAAAAUGCAAAUGCUACAGGAGGAGGGAAAUUAUUUGCAUGUGACUCUUCCGGCUGAAGUUACCAAAAGUUUUCAAGGAAGGAUUUUUUCUGUCACCGGCAAGUGGUACACUACUGUCAAAAAAUACUUAGACACUCGACCACAAAAUUGCACACUGGACAGUAUUUUUUUGACCUAUCGUGAUGGGAAGUGCACUAAUUUACCCAUGGGAAUAAAUACACUGGGUGCAGUUCCAAAGAACAUUGUAACUUAUUUGCAACUCCCUGAUGCGGCUCAGUACACCGGACAUGCUCUCCGUCGAUCCUCUGCAACCAUUUAUUGCAAGGCUGGGGGAACAUUACUUGGCUUGAAGGAUCUUGGAGGAUGGAAAUCGGAUACAGUCGCUCAGUCUUAUCGCGCAUAGUCUCUAUA
Molecule: messenger RNA, 1126 nt
Organism: Fopius arisanus
Lineage: Eukaryota; Metazoa; Arthropoda; Insecta; Hymenoptera; Braconidae
Exons: 2
Coding region: 375-1118 (247 amino acids)
Biological process (GO): DNA integration; DNA recombination
Molecular function (GO): DNA binding
Source: RefSeq, a predicted model, not a curated record